Molecule: messenger RNA, 2043 nt
Organism: Rubroshorea leprosula
Lineage: Eukaryota; Viridiplantae; Streptophyta; Magnoliopsida; Malvales; Dipterocarpaceae
Source: the annotation of a GenBank genome assembly
CUUCACUCACUUCACAUGAUCUUUAAUUAUUUUUCUCUAUCAUAUUUAUUCUCCUUCUGCUAACACCAAACUAUGAUUUCUUGGGUUUGUUGUUGCAGCAGCCAUGGUUGAAUCAGGUGGUCAGAGUUUAUCGGGUAGAUUUUUUUGGAAAGUUGAAGGAAGCUGCUUUUUCAGAGCUUUUCCUAAAUGGCUUCUUCUAGAACUAGUCACAAUUUCGUUCCUACUCCUUUCCACAAGACUUAGUUACUCAUCUACCGCGCCUGAUAUUGAAGGUGAAGCUUUGAUUGAGUUUCUCAGUUUCCUAAAUGAUUCCAAACACCAAAUAACAGAUUGGGAUGAUAAUCUUGUCAGCCCUUGCGUUAGUUGGUCUCAUGUCACUUGUAGGAAUGGAAAUGUCAUAUCAUUGGACCUGGCUGCAAAAGGAUUUUCAGGAAUCAUUUCAUCUUCAAUUACCAAACUGAAGUUUUUGGUUAAGUUGGAUUUACAAGACAAUGAUUUAUCAGGUUCUUUGCCUGAUUUCUUUGGUGACAUGCUUCACCUAGAAAGUUUGGAUCUUGCAAAUAAUAAAUUCAGUGGCUCCAUACCCAAGAGUUGGAGUCAACUAACCAAUUUAAAGCAUUUGGAUCUUUCAUCAAAUAAUUUGACUGGAAGAAUUCCAGCACAGUUCUUUUCAGCUCCAACCUUCAAGUAAAUUCCACAAGAAAAUUUAUCCAUUUUCAUUUUAGUGGUACUGACGAAGACCAAAAAAGUCUAUUGCAUCAUAUCUACAAAAUGGGGGAAAAAAUGGGUCAAAAGCUAUCAAAGCUAGAGGAACUAAUGUGUGACCCCAAGUAUUGAGUGGUUACUUAUGGACACGUAUUAGAUUAUUUAGUUCAUAACUGACAGCAGAUAAAAGGGUAUGAUUAUGCUAUUCAGGUUAAAUUGUUGGUCUUUAAUGACAUCCCUCUUAACCACGUUUCCAUUUUCUAGAUGCAUCAAGAUGACAGACUAUAACCCAAAAUAUCUGGUUUAUUGCCCUAUGUACAUUACUUAUCAUUGCUCUAUCAGCUUUACAGGGACACAUCUUGCCUGUGGCUCUACCUUUCCCCAUCCUUGUGUUUCAGGCUCUCCUCUCCCAGUUUCAAGCAGCUGGACAAAACUAAAAAUUGUUACGACUUCUGCAAGUUGUGGUGUUUUAGUUCUUCUAUUACUUGGAGCAAUCUUUGCAUGCCGUUGUUAUCAAGCCCAGAAUUUAAAACAUGAAAUUUUUGUUGAUGUGGCAGGCGAAGAUUAUGGAAAAAUUUCUUUUGGCCAGCUUAGAAGAUUUUCAUUGCGUGAAAUCCAGCUUGCAACUGAUCAUUUCAGUGAAAGCAAUAUAAUUGGACAAGGAGGCUUUGGAAAAGUUUAUAAAGGUGUCCUCGCUGACAACACAAAGGUUGCUAUAAAACGCCUUGCUCCUUGUUAUAGUCCUGGUGGAGAAGCUGCAUUUCAAAGGGAAGUCCAACUUAUAAGUGUUGCCUUUCAUAAGAAUCUUUUACAGUUGAUUGGGUUCUGUACAACCCCAUCCGAAAGAAUCCUUGUUUAUCCUUUCAUGCAAAACCUUAGUGUUGCAAACCAAUUGAGAGGUAUUUUAAUUAACUGCACUCUUGUACAGAUAUUCAUUUUGUUUGUCCUAACUUUGGUCAUGGUUUAAAACUGGAGAACUGAUAGUAGAGCAGGAAAUUUUUUGUUUUUUGUCUUUUGAUUUUUGUUUUGUGUUUUUUUUUUUUUUUUGUGUCUUAUUACUGUUUAAUUCCUUGAAAAAUGAGAACUUAGAAUUCUCUAGAAAACUCACACUAAUUUUAUCUCAAUUCUUAUUCUUUUUUUUCUUUUACCUCUAUGGUUAUAGUGUUUAGGAUCUUCCAGAACGAGCAUUUAUCAUGUAACAGUCUGUCUGAAGUGAAUUGGAAAUGGUGAAUGGUUGCUGUGACUCCAUUUAUAUUCUGUGGGGUUAACUUAGAGCUUUUAAGUGGCUAGUCUUGAUUUUAAUUGCAGAUUUCUAGCUAAUAAUGACCUCUAAAAUAU